UAUUAAUAGAAGGUGACAAGUUAUCUGACCUAAAACCUGAUUCGACUAAACAAUGGGUUAGCCAAUUACAGAACGUGAAGCAAAAGCUGAUUUCGGCUAUUAUAAAAAAAUUACCAGGAUAUCGGCACUAUUCUGACAUGAUUGAAAAAAUUUUAAAACAAUAUCAUAAGAUGUGGUAUCGAAUAGCAACAAUAAAUGCUGAUCUAAACUUAAAGGCCUAUAAUUGCGUCAAAAUGGAGAAAAAUAGUAAGGUGAAUAAG
Racocetra fulgida is the source of this 260-nucleotide messenger RNA. The record is from the annotation of a GenBank genome assembly. NCBI's taxonomy places the organism in Eukaryota, Fungi, Glomeromycota, Glomeromycetes, Diversisporales, Gigasporaceae.